This is a messenger RNA of Magnolia sinica, 6961 nucleotides long. Its product is annotated as THO complex subunit 2. The record is from RefSeq and is a predicted model, not a curated record. Gene Ontology annotation, biological process: mRNA processing; mRNA export from nucleus. Gene Ontology annotation, cellular component: THO complex part of transcription export complex. The transcript has 23 exons. Gene Ontology annotation, molecular function: mRNA binding. The coding region runs from base 1281 to 6152 and encodes 1623 amino acids. Lineage: Eukaryota; Viridiplantae; Streptophyta; Magnoliopsida; Magnoliales; Magnoliaceae.
CUGGUUGGGGAGUAUGGCUUUCAGCAAGUUGUUGUUGUUGUUAACUUGAACAGAUUUGAAGAUGAGAUGUCAUUUAGAAGGCUCAAAACAGUAAUUAUCAUGGUUGCAUGGCAAAAGUUUGACGACCGGCUGCCUCCGUGACAUCAACCAUCCUUUACCUGGGUUUGGGUUGCGCUGGCUUCCCUCCUGAUAUUAGCGCUCCUUUACCAAGGCUGGGGAUGGGCCUUCUCCCAAACAGCUGAGACUACGCUGUAAUGAUGCCUUUAAAAGGUUUCUGAAAAGGGACCUUAAGUUUAAUGCUUAUGGUGUGCACAAGUUAAAGUUUCUAGUAAUCCAAUCCGUUGGUAUGGGAGAGCUCGCUCUGAUACAGUGACAGUUAUAUGCUUGAAGACGGUGAUGCUUGAGAAUGGUGAUGCUUUUCACUCAAUCAUGUUCUGAUCUUAUGGUUGUAAAUUAAUUUGGCGACUCAAAAAGUGGAUGGCGGUGCUUAAAGAGGUCUAAUGGAACUGUUUAAUAUCCCAUGCAUAGCUGGAGUUGGACACAAUCUUUCAGAUGGGCAAUGGAAUAAUAUAUUAAAGAAGGUUGGAGAAAUAUUCAAAUUUCAUCAUGCUAAUGGAUGAGAAGACCCAAUAGAUUGGUAUGCCCAAGAUGCCCCUUGGCAAGGGUAUUAGCGAGCUCAUUUGCCUCUGUAGGACAAGAUGAAAAGGAAGGAGUGACAGUAGUCAUCUAUUUUGUUGAGAAGGAUGGAUUUUGCUCUUUCAGAUUCUGGGCUUUGGUCUUGGUUGAUGAAGAUCUGACAGGAUUAUACCAGCAUGUGCUAAUAUGACGACUUUAUUAUAUGAAAGCGAGUAUGAUGCUAAUGUGACGACUUUUCCAUAUCAAAGUGAGUAUGAUGCUAAUGUGAUGACUACACUAUAUCAAAGCAAGUUUUAGGUAUAUAUAUAUAUACACACACAUUAGCAUGGUAUUGGGGUUUCCUCGGACCAUAUGAUUGGAAGACAGAUUCUACCUCACCAGUAUGGAACAGGAAAGCUCGGAUUCUUGUUUGGAACUCAGUGUCCUGGCACACUAAUUCAUCUUGAAAAUAUGGAUCUCAGCUUGUGAGAAGGGGCUGUGGAAGACAGCAGUGGCAACAAUAAUCCUUGAUUGAAGUUAGAUCAUUAAGUGAAGCAUUUGAAUUGAGAACAUCUGCAAAGCUUUCAUAUUCACCAUGUUAUGCCUUGCACCUAGCAGCAUCUGUCACUGGAAUGUGGGAACUGUUUCCAGUUUAGUGUUUAUAUAUGAUGGGGCUGAUUGCUGGAAGCUUUAUGUGGCGUCAAAGAUACGCACAUUUACUUCCUAAGGAUGAUGAGGCAUUUGAGCAUUAUAGUGCAUUUUCAGCAAAGCGGUUUGAUGAGGCUAAUAAAAUUGGGAAAAUAAACCUUGCUGCUACUGGAAAAGAUCUGAUGGAUGAUGAGAAACAAGGGGAUGUAACGAUAGAUUUUUAUGCUGCUUUGGACAUGGAGAAUGAAGCUGUGGCAGAGCGUGUUCCUGAACUUGCAAAUAACCAAAGUUUGGGUUUGCUCACUGGAUUUCUUUCUGUAGAUGACUGGUGCCAUGCACACAUAAUGCUUGAGCGUCUCUCCCCACUCAGUCCUGUUGCACAUAUUCAAAUUUGCGAACGCUUAUUUAGGAUCAUUGAGAAGUCCAUCUCUUCUGCAUAUGCUACUGUUUGCGAAACACAUCUUCGAAGCUUUGGGUUGUCGUUAGGACCUGGUUCUGAUCCCAUGGAGUCAAAGGCCUUGUCAUUGCCCCAGAGCUCUUUCAUCGAUCUUCCAAGAGAACUUUUCCAGAUGCUGGCUUCUGCUGGACCUUAUCUCUACCGUGAUGCUGUACUGCUGCAGAAGGUGUGUAGAGUGUUGAGAGGGUAUUAUCUCUCUGCACUAGAGCUUGUAGGUACUUCAGGUGCAAUUUUACCUGAAUCAGGUGACGGUGUGGGUCGAGAUCCUCGUCCUCAACUGAGAGAAGCUCGUUUAAGGGUUGAGGAAGCUCUGGGAACUUGCUUACUUCCUUCUCUGCAACUAAUUCCUGCAAAUCCUGCGGUUGGGCAGGAGAUAUGGGAACUGAUGAGUCUUCUUCCAUAUGAGGCACGAUACCGUUUGUAUGGUGAGUGGGAAAAAGAUGAUGAGCGGAUUCCGAUGGUUUUGGCAGCAAGGCAAACUGCAAAGCUGGACACUAGAAGGAUCUUAAAAAGAUUAGCAAAGGAAAAUUUAAAGCAAUUGGGUCGCAUGGUGGCGAAGCUAGCUCAUGCUAAUCCAAUGACUGUACUUCGCACUAUUGUUCAUCAGAUUGAGGCAUAUAGGGAUAUGAUAACACCUGUUGUAGAUGCCUUCAAGUAUUUGACUCAGUUGGAAUAUGAUGUGUUGGAAUAUGUUGUCAUUGAACGCUUGGCACAAGGUGGACGCGAGAAGUUAAAAGAUGAUGGCCUCAAUUUGUCAGAUUGGCUUCAGUCGCUUGCUUCCUUUUGGGGCCACUUGUGUAAGAAGUACCCUUCAAUGGAGCUAAGAGGUCUUUUCCAAUAUCUUGUUAAUCAGUUGAAGAAGGGGACAGGAAUUGAGCUUGUUCUCUUGCAGGAGCUGAUACAGCAAAUGGCAAAUGUCCAGUACACUGAGAACAUGACAGAGGAACAGUUGGAUUCCAUGGCAGGGAGUGAGACCCUACGGUAUCAAGCUACUUCAUUUGGGAUAACUAGAAAUAAUAAGGCAUUAAUUAAAUCCACAAACAGGCUAAGGGAUUCAUUGCUUCCAAAGGAAGAACCUAAGUUGGCAAUUCCUCUUUUAUUGCUCAUAGCCCAACACCGCUCCAUGGUUGUCACAAAUGCGGAUGCACCAUACAUUAAGAUGGUUAGUGAGCAGUUCGAUCGAUGCCAUGGCACCCUCCUUCAAUACGUGGAAUUCCUUUAUAGUGCAGUAACUCCCGCUACAGCUUAUGCUCAGCUGAUUCCCCCACUGGAUGACCUUGUUCAUAAAUACCACCUUGAUCCAGAGGUGGCUUUUCUAAUAUAUCGGCCUGUAAUGAGGCUCUUCAAGAGUUCAAGUGGUUCUGAAGUUUUCUGGCCAUCUGAUGUUGUUGAGGAGGCAAAUAUGUUAAAUUCAGAUAAGGAUUCCGAGUCUUUGAUCUCAUACCCUACAGUGGUUCUUGAUCUUGGUUCUCCUCGAAAGCCUAUCCUGUGGUCAGAUCUUCUUGAUACAGUUCGAUCAAUAUUACCUUCAAAAGCCUGGAACAGCCUGUCUCCCGAUCUCUAUGCUACAUUUUGGGGCCUUACUUUAUAUGAUCUUUAUGUUCCUAGAAAUCGAUACGAAUCAGAAAUUGCCAAGCAGCAUGCUGCUCUUAAAGCCCUAGAAGAGCUUUCUGAUAACUCAAAUUCAGCAAUUACUAAACGAAAGAAAGAGAAGGAAAGAAUCCAGGAGUUAUUAGAUCGGUUGACUGGCGAACUCCAGAAGCAUGAAGAAAAUGUUGCGUCUGUGCGUCAACGACUUGCUCGUGAGAAGGACAAGUGGCUUAGUUCCUGCCCUGAUACUUUAAAGAUCAACAUGGAGUUUCUUCAGCGCUGUAUUUUUCCUCGCUGCAUUUUCAGCAUGCCAGAUGCUGUUUAUUGUGCGAUGUUUGUGCACACUCUACAUUCUCUCGGCACACCAUUUUUCAACACUGUCAAUCACAUUGAUGUUCUCAUAUGUAAAACCUUACAGCCCAUGAUCUGCUGCUGCACUGAAUUUGAAGCAGGCAGACUUGGAAGGUUCUUAUAUGAGACAUUAAAGAUGGCUUACCAUUGGAAGAGUGAUGAGUCAAUCUAUGAACGAGAAUGUGGGAACAUGCCCGGUUUUGCUGUUUAUUACAGAUACCCAAACAGUCAGCGAGUCACGUUCAGCCAAUUUAUUAGAGUGCACUGGAAAUGGAGUCAAAGAAUUACUCGGUUACUCAUUCAGUGCUUGGAAUCAGCUGAAUACAUGGAAAUACGGAAUGCACUGAUAUUGUUGACAAAAAUUUCGGGUGUUUUCCCUGUUACACGGAAGAGUGGGAUCAAUCUUGAAAAACGGGUAGCUAAAAUUAAAGGGGAUGAGAGAGAGGAUCUGAAGGUCUUGGCUACAGGUGUGGCUGCGGCUUUGGCUGCACGCAAGAGCUCAUGGAUUUCCGAAGAAGAAUUUAGCAUGGGCCAUGUUGAUUUGAAGCCGGUUGCAUCACCUGCAAAAUCUUUAGCUAGUCAUAUGGUGCCUAUGUCAAAUGGUUCUGCCCUGAAUAAUUCUCAGAAUGAGAAUGCCGGGUCUCGUAAUACCGGUGUAGGAACUCAACUUCCUGAUUCUUUGAUUUCUGUCAAGGAUCCGAUACCACGAACUAAACCUGCAGAUGGAAGGCCGGAACGAUCUGAAAGCAUCACACACAUGAAAACUGAUUCGGGACAACUAAAAUUAAGGGGUGGGGCAUCGGCAAAUGGGGCAGAUUUCCAUUCAAUACUGCCUUCCACAGUACAACCUGGAACUUCAAGACCUGGAACUCAAAAGGUUUCAGAUGAACAUGCAAAAGGCCAAUCAGAUGAAAAUAUGGCCAAGGUCGUCCAAAAGGUUUCUGUAGAUUCUGAGCAGGCAAGACCUCAGACCAAACGCUCAGUGCAGGCUGGAUCUCUUACAAAACAACAAAAACAGGAGCUGAUGAAAGAUGAUUUGAAAACUGGAAAAUCUGUCAGCCGAACAGCUGGUCCAAUUACUUCUGGCGACAAAGACCUCUCUGCUCAUCAAUCUGAAUCCAAGCAAGGUGGAACAGCUUCUGCUUCUUUAGCUACUAACAAUGGUGGUACAUCUUCAGUUUCUUCUAAGAUUCCAACUGCACCCAUGAGAAUGGAGAGUGGAGCUGUUAAAUCCACCGAACUUAGAGUCUCUUCUGGAAAAGAUAUGGAUGAUGCUGAAAUUCCCGAGGUAUCACGGCCGCCACCUUCUAGACCUGCUCAAUCUCCUCUUCGUGAUGAUUCUUCCACUGCUUCCAAGUCUGCAGAUAAGCAACAGAAGAGAACUAGUCCAGCCGAAGAACCAGAGAGACUGAACAAACGCAGAAAGGGUGAUACUGAUGCAAAUGAUGGGGAGAGUGUGGAGAUUCGAUUAUCUGGUAGAGACAGAACCGCUGACCCACGACAAAUGGACAAAUCUCAUAUUGCAGAUCUUGAAAAGUCUGGAAGCGAUGAUCAGAAUCACAAUCGGCUCACGGAUAAGCUUUUGGAUAGAUCAAAAGACAAGGGUAAUAAUGAAAGAUAUGACAGAGACCAUAAGGAGAGAUUGGAACGUCUCGAUAAGUCCCGUGGUGAAGACUUGCUUGUCGAGAAGACAAGGGAUAGGUCAAUAGAAAGGUAUGGAAGAGAACGUUCAAUUGAAAGAAUGCAAGAGAGAGGGACAGAAAGGAGUUUUGAUAGGGCAAGUGACAAGUCUAAGGAUGACCGAAAUAGAGAUGACAGGAAUAAAUCACGCUACAACGAGAAUCUUGAUGAUCGUUUUCAUGGGCAGAGUUUGCCGCCUCCACCGCCUCUUCCUCCCAAUUUGGUUCCUCAGUCAGUUAGUGUUAGCCGAAGAGAUGAAGAAGAUGAUAGAAGGGUCGGCAGUAGUAGACAUGUCCAGAGGCUGUCUCCUAGACAUGCAGAGAAAGAGCGGAGAAGAUCAGAGGAGAGUUUAGUUUCACAAGACGAUGCAAAACGUAGAAGAGAGGAUGACUUUCGAGAAAGAAAGCGUGAUGAACGGGAUGGCAUGUCAAUGAAGGUGGAGGAGAGAGAGAGGGAUAAAGGGAACAUGUCAAAAGAGGAUAUCGAAACCACGGCUGCAUCCAAGAGGCGGAAACUUAAAAGGGACCACCUGUCUCCUGCUGAAUCUGGUGGUGAGUAUCCACUGGCUGUGCCACCGCCACUGCCCCUUACAGUGGGGAUCUCACCACAACAGUAUGAUGGAAGAGACAGUGGGGACAGAAAGGGAGCCAUGGUGCAGAGAGGAGCUUACAUGGAUGAUCCUGUGCCGAGGAUGCAUGGCAAGGAAGCAGCGAGCAAGAUUGCUCGCCGUGACAAUGAUCCGCUAUAUGAACGAGACUGGGAGGAAGAGAAGCGGCCGAGAGCAGAACCAAAACGCAGGCACCGGAAAUAGGCUCUGUACAAGACCUGGGAGGAAGAGUAGCGGCAGAGAAUGGAACUGAAACGCAGGCACUGGAAAUUUUCCAAUGAAGGAAAACCGAAAGCUUUGCCUCAGCCCCCAACUCUCACUCUUUUGUAUUUUGGGACCCCACAAAAAUCUGUCAUCUGGGUGACUGCGGAUGCCAAUCCCUCUCUGGUUGAGGACGGACUUGUGAUAUAAUUGAGUUGGAUCCCAAGUGUCAUUUGGGUUCUCUUGGACCUGUGAUAUAAGCAAGUUGGAUCCCAAGUGUCAUCUGGGUCAUGGUGAUGUUCGUAAUAUCUAGUCUCUUUUCGAUUCUUGCUCUUCUGCAUUGAAGGGUCUCAUGGCGAUGCUUGCAAAAUUUCAUCUCUUUUCGAUUCUUGCUGUUCUGCAUUGAAGAGUAUGCUGCUCGAAGCUCAUCAAACUACCACAAUAUGAUUGAAGUCCAAGUUGGGGCAUUGGUUGUAGUCUUAAUCUGCAAGAGGGCUAGCGUUUAAGUUAAAUCUAUUUUCCUGUUUCCUUGGCAAAGAUUAGUCUGUAAUUAGUGCAGUGAUGAUCAUGUUUAGGGAAUUCCUCAAAAUCUAUCCUCAAGUGAGCAGAGCAGCCAGUGGAUUGUAGAAUUAAUGAAGCUUUGUCAUGGGUAUUCUGCGGGCAUGCGUGGUCCUGUAAUCGUCAUGGGAUGAUAAAGACUGACACUGAAUGGAAUAGAUGUUGAUAAUUUUGAAGGGCAAAAACAUGGGUACUUUUGUACCAUCUACUUGUUUUUCAUGUAUGGAGAAUUGUAACAUGUGUUUGGUGUUUGA